This is a messenger RNA of Pundamilia nyererei, 877 nucleotides long. Its product is annotated as interleukin-1 beta-like. The transcript is spliced from 4 exons. Bases 1 to 735 code for a protein of 244 amino acids. Gene Ontology annotation, biological process: immune response; cytokine-mediated signaling pathway; cellular response to lipopolysaccharide. Gene Ontology annotation, molecular function: cytokine activity. Lineage: Eukaryota; Metazoa; Chordata; Actinopteri; Cichliformes; Cichlidae. The record is from RefSeq and is a predicted model, not a curated record.
AUGGACUUCAAAAUGAGCUACAUGGCUGAGGAAUGGAGCCUCAAGAUGCCCAAGGGACUGGACUUGGAAGUUUCCCAUCAUCCAGUGACAAUGAAGAGUGUGGUCAACCUCAUCAUUGCCAUGGAGAGGUUAAAGACCAGCAAUUCAGAGCCAGUGCUGAGCACAGACUUCCAGGAUGAAAACCUGCUUUCCAUCAUGCUGGAGAGCAUUGUGGAAGAGCAUAGUGUGAUCGAGAGGAAAGGUGCACCACCUCAGUUCACCAGCAGGGAUGAGAUUGAGUGCACUGUGACUGACAGCCAAAAGAGGAGCUUGGUUCUGGUCGAAAGCAGCAUGGAGCUCCAUGCAGUGAUGCUGCAAGGAGGCAGUGAUGACCGCAAAGUGCACCUGAACAUGUCGACCUACGCGCACCCUACACCCAUCGCUGAGACCAGGCCUGUCGCUCUGGGCAUCAAAGGCACAAACCUCUAUCUGUCUUGUCACGAGGAUGACGACAAGCCAACCCUCCACCUGGAGGAGGUGACGGAUAAAAACAGUCUGUCAAGGAUAAGCGCUGAAAGCGACAUGGUGCGAUUUCUCUUCUAUAAACGCGACACUGGGCUCAGCAUCAGCUCUCUCAUGUCUGUCCGCUGCCCCAACUGGUACAUCAGCACAGCGCAGGACGACGACCAGGUGGUGGAAGUGUGUCAGGAGACCGCCCCACGCUACAGAAGCUUCAACAUCCAGCGCCAGAGUUAAAACCCAUUAAGGAUUCCCAAGAUGAAUUUUGGAGCUCUAUUUGCACUCCAGUUUGACCUUCUUACAGUAUGUGCUAAGUACAUAAAUUGGAAUGAUUAAUGAUGUAAAGUUACAUCACAAGGUAGCAUCAUUGUGCUCUCUG